Macaca mulatta (Rhesus monkey) is the source of this 3479-nucleotide messenger RNA. Lineage: Eukaryota; Metazoa; Chordata; Mammalia; Primates; Cercopithecidae. The record is from RefSeq and is a predicted model, not a curated record.
UCUCUCUUGCAUUUUGGAGUUUCACACAUUUGUGUUUUAAGCUCUCUGAGUUUCCUUCAGCAAAUCUGUGAUCCAAACUGGGUUUGGAGUUGCCACAGAAAAUGGACUGGGUCUAGCAAUGAAUUUGAUCUGGGAAUUAACUGGCUUGGAUCUACUUAGAGGCCACUAACAGCUGACUGGGUCAGAAAAUAAGUGGUAGUAAGCAGUAAUGUUGCAGAAGUCAUAAAAUUUGGCUUUGGAAAAUUCACAGGGAUUUUUGUGUUCUACCCAUUUGUUUCAUUUUUCUUGUGCACCUAGGUAGGAAAAUUCAUUGGCUAAGUUAAUCAAAACAAUCUGAGAGUAAAGCCAGUAUUUUGGGUAAAAAUGGUGUCCUUAAUUUCUGAAAAACCGAGUUCCUUCUGGCUUAUACAUUAGGCCUGGGAAGCAGCAAAGCCUUACAGAAAUGGCAAAAUCUUACUAAAGAUAACUUAGAAUGGAACAUUCCAAAUGAAAAAAAGAAAUGCAUUGAACUACAUUUAAAAAUGAGGGCUCUCAGUAAGUCCCUUUUGUCUAAGAACUGUUUUGGCACUAUGGGAUGUCACCUGUUAUGCUCUUUGGCAUAUUUGUAAGAUUUCUGAAUGUUAAUUCAAUAGAAGUUUACAGACACGUUUCAAAAUUUUUCCAUUUUUUUUUCUUAUUUUUGUAAUGAAACUGGGACAAAUUUCAAAAUGGUUAUAAAUCUGACAUAUUUGGCCCUAAGGAAUUAAAGAAAAUCUUUGGCAACUUCUGCUCUGAGGUUUCCAGUCACAACUGUUCUUAGAUAUUUUCUAUUCCAGAAGAAAGAAGACUCCUCAGGCAUCUGAUGAUCAAAAUACAAGGAAGAGUUAUGAUGGUGGCGGUGGUGGACUGUUCUGCUACAGGCAUUUGGGAAGCUCACAGAGCUCUGAAUAUUCACUUUUAAUUCAUUCCACCAUGGAAGAAAGGCAUGGGUUUUGGAGCCAUUCGUAUAUGGUUUCAAAAUCUGACUCUGGCAUUUAUCCCUGUAAGAACUUGAGAAGUUUGUUUAGUCUCUCUAAGUUUUGGUGUAUUAAAAAUGAAGAUGAUACUAACAAUACCUACAUCAUGAGUGUUACUUGAAUGGAGAUGUGUAAAGUGAAUGUUAAAUUCAUUUGGUCCUUUAACAUUUUCCCUUCACUUCUUGUCAGAGUUUUUUCUUGGAGGGCUCAAGGACUGAAGCAUCCCACAAAAUGAUUCUACUGGAUAAUUCCGAGCAGCUGCUGGCCCUAUUCGAAUCUUUAGCAAGGAGCAUUCCUGAGUCCCUGAAGGUGUACGGCUCUGUGUAUCACAUCAAUCACGGGAACCCCUUCAACAUGGAGGUGCUGGUGGACUCCUGGCCUGAGUAUCAGAUGGUUAUUACCCGGCCUCAAAAACAGGAGAUGACUGAUGACAUGGAUUCAUACACAAAUGUAUAUCGUAUAUUCUCCAAAGACCCUCAAAAAACACAAGAAGUUUUGAAAAAUUGUGAGAUCAUCAACUGGAAACAGAGACUCCAAAUCCAAGGUCUUCAAGAAAGUUUAGGUGAGGGGAUAAGAGCAGCUGCAUUUUCAAAGUCAGUGAAGGUAGAGCAUUCGACAGCAGUCCUCUUGGUUACGGAAGAUAUUCUGAAGCUCAAUGCCUCCAAUAAAAGCAAGUUUGGAAGCUGGGCUGAGACAGGCCACCCAGAUGAUGACUUUGAAAGGGAAACUCCCAACUUUAAGUAUGGCCAACUGGAUGUAUCUUAUUCUGGGCUGGUAAAUGACAACUGGAAGCUAGGGAAGAAUGAGAGGAGCCUGCGCUACAUCGAGCGCUGCAUAGGAGCCCUGCCAGCAGCCUGUAUGCUGGGACCAGAGGGGGCCCCAGUCGCAUGGAUAACCAUGGACCCUUCUUGUGAAGUAGGAAUGGCCUACAGUGUGGAAAAAUACCGAAAGACAGGCAAAAUGGCACAGGUGAUGGUGCGAUACAAGAAGUAUCUGCUUCAGAAGAAUAUUCCAUUUUACAUCUCUGUGCUGGAAGAAAAUGAACGCUCCCGCAGCUCUGUGAAGGCGGCAGGUUUCUUUGAGGCCUCCUGUGAGUGGCACCAAUGGACCUGCUACCCACAGAAUCUAGUUCCAUUUUAGACAAUGAAGCUGCUUAGCAAUUUGGGCAAGCCAUCUCUUAAUAUUAAAGCAGACACCACAGAAUAGCUUUCUUCACUUACAAAUGUCGAUUGGACAUUUGUGAUACGGCAGGAACUCUUUCUCACGUGGAGACUUGAUGUUAAAAGACACAGCCAUGCUCUUGAGGAGCUCACAAUCCAGGCUGGAGGCAGGGGAGGGUAUAGUCUUUAAUUAUGCUUAAGUGUUGUAGGGAAGGACCGAGUUACCAGUAAACAUGUAACUAGAAAGCCAGGCUCAGUUCUUACCUCUGGGAAUCAGAACUCUUUAUGAAACUUGGUUGAUAGAAUCUACUAUCUGGAAGAUAAAUAAAGAACUUUAAUAAAAUUGUCAACAGAAUAUACCUAAUUUAUAUUGAUACUUUAUUAGAAAUAAAUACCACUGCUAUGUAUGGAUUUAUGAUGCAAUGACGACACUGAAGAAUGGAAUCCAUCUCUUAGUUUAGUGACUAGCAAGGUAUCAAAGGUGAAGCCUCAGACAAAUGGGCUUCCUAGGCUACCUUUCAUCAUUGUUAUGCAGAAUAGGAUCUCCAGAGAAUCAAGUGGGCUGGCCUUGAGGCCUCUGCUAUGGAAAUGAUAUUUGUUUUGCCUCCUUUCUCCUACUCUUUCUCAUUUCCUCGUCAUUAGUGAAGCAUGGCACAGGACAAGGUGUUGCCUGUGAGUCCAGUUAUAAGUUCAGCUUUUAGUGUUUGCAGCACUAAUAUCUUAAGGGGUCAUGAGCAUUCUGGGGAGAAGUGACCACUAAAGUGAAGACUGAAGAGUGAGUAAGAGUGAGCCAGAUAAAAAAAUCAGAAAAAUCCAGAUGAUGGAAAGGAUACGUGCCAUGCACUAUCAUAAUAACUUUCUAAUUGAACACUUAUAUUAUAAUGUCUGAAUCCCUGAUCUAAAAAAAAAAAAAAAAAUGCACUUCAUGAAAAAACCAUGGCCUCAUUUGGCUCUGCUCUCGCACCCUGACAUUGGAACUUGGAUUACUGUGAAUAUUGAAGGUAUAGCAAAAAGAAAAAAAAAUGGCAUUUUUAUUCUUUCUGAUAGUCUAGAAUUUAAAAAAAUAAAGAAAUUUUAAUACAAUUGGCUUUUGGAGUAAAGUCUACCAGUAUUAACCAACAACUAUCCUCAUAUCUCCAUAAAAAAUAAAUGUCCACAAAAUUGAAUGUUUAUACUUGAUGCGAUUUAAAAGUGUGUAAUUCCAGCACCUAAAGAAUUCUGUAGGUCAUGGAGCUUUUGGAAAACUCCAAUUCAUCUUGGAAGGCUGUGGUAGAUAUGUUACAGCUUAGUAUGAAUAAAUCCAAUCAGAUUUCUAAACUUCUAA